AUGGCAGUCACAAACGAAGAAAUCGUCGCCAAGGUCACAGAGUAUGUCGAGGGCUACAUGUCAAAGUACGACGCCUCCCACGACUUCAACCAUAUCAAGCGUGUCGUCUCGCUCGCCCACCGUAUCUACGCACAAUCCCCUGCCACGCCGGCUCUGGAUAAGCACACCAUCACCCUCGCCGCCCUCCUUCACGACGUUGGUGACCGCAAGUAUCUUCAGCCCGGCGAAGACGCCUCAACUCUUGUCUCCGCCGUCCUCCAGUCUCUCGGCGUCGACUCGCAGCUUGCCUCUCGCGUGCAGACCAUCUGUCUAGGCGUCAGCUACUCCGGCGAGAUCAAGGACCCGGCUCGAGUUCGCACGCUGAUCGCCGAGUACCCGGAGCUGGCUGUUGUGCAGGAUGCGGACCGUCUGGAUGCCAUUGGUGCCGUAGGAGUGGGCCGCUGCUUUACCUUUGGCGGCGCAAAGGGCUCGCGGAGCAUGGAUGACUCGAUCCUGCAUUUCGAGGAGAAGUUGGUCAAGCUCGAGGGCAUGAUGAAAACGGAUCCGGGGAGGGAGAUGGCGCGGGAACGGACAAAGAGAAUUCUGACAUUCAUGGAGUGGUGGCAAGACGAGGCAGGCUCUGGGAAUGCAUGA
Molecule: messenger RNA, 633 nt
Organism: Colletotrichum spaethianum
Lineage: Eukaryota; Fungi; Ascomycota; Sordariomycetes; Glomerellales; Glomerellaceae
Exons: 1
Coding region: 1-633 (210 amino acids)
Source: RefSeq, a predicted model, not a curated record